GAUCUGCAGUCAGUUCUCUCAUUAAUUGACAUCAUUAAUGCCUCCCAUACAGGAAAGCAGAGUGUAUAACUACGAAGAUAGGUCCGUUUUGUAUGAAUCCACAGCCUACAAACUCCUUUUCUCCUCGUCUUCUCAUACUGCUUUUAUGAUCACAAGAGAGACCGACAAUGGCAGCAGAUAUAAGCUCCUUGGCAAGGAUGUUGCGAGGAUGUGAGGAAGGGGAAGGGAAGAGGGAGCUUGUUACCAAAGACUUGCUUGGUGAAGGAGCUGUGCACGGAUCCACCGAGGUUGACCUAGAGCUCAUAGUUCCAGCGGGAUGGGAGAGGCGGCUUGAUCUAGAGUCGGGAAGGACGUACCUCCAGAAGCGCGAAGCCCAUCCAUCGCCCCGUCGUCGCCGCCACUAUCUCAACCUCGCGCUUCCUCCGCCGUCCAUGGACGCGUUCUCCUUGGAUCUGGACGUCCCAGCGCCGCACUCCUGGUACCAGAGCGUCUGCACGCUCGACAAGGUGCGGUCCGCCCUCGAGCGCGCCGGGCGCGAGGACCCGCACCCCGACGGCUCCCCCUCCCCGCUCUCCUCGUCGUGGGCCAGCGAAACCUCCUCGGCAAAGCAGAUGGCAGCGGGAGAUUGGGAUCCGGAGCCACCGCCCGCGGCCACGAUGGUCGUCGGCGGAUGCCCGGUUUGCUUCCUCUACGUACUCGUCUCGGCGGCAGCGCCGCGGUGCCCCAGGUGUGGCGCGCACGUGCCGGCCCACAGCGAGCCGAAGAAGAGACACAAGUUUGACCUCAACUCGCCGAAUCAAGAACACCAAUUAAUGGAUUAA
Molecule: messenger RNA, 821 nt
Organism: Zingiber officinale
Lineage: Eukaryota; Viridiplantae; Streptophyta; Magnoliopsida; Zingiberales; Zingiberaceae
Exons: 2
Coding region: 168-821 (217 amino acids)
Source: RefSeq, a predicted model, not a curated record